Messenger RNA from Pygocentrus nattereri (red-bellied piranha), 3633 nucleotides. It is a transcript of the gene ccdc142, whose product is annotated as coiled-coil domain containing 142. Bases 190 to 3273 code for a protein of 1027 amino acids. The transcript has 13 exons. The record is from RefSeq and is a predicted model, not a curated record. Lineage: Eukaryota; Metazoa; Chordata; Actinopteri; Characiformes; Serrasalmidae.
UGGUCAUUAAAGGCUCCAGGCCCGUCCUGGAGCUCUCAUUGGUUUCCUAAGGGCUCAGGCCGGGACAGCAGGCUAAUUUUAGUGCUCUGUGAGGGGAUGGAUUAGUGAGCCUGUGGUGUUCAGCGCUAAACACAGGCCUCCUGAAAAACAGGAGAAAUGAAGGAGCUGAGUUAGUGGGUUGAGGGUAGGAUGGCUCAGACGUCUGGUAGCCCACAGGAGGGACAAAGUGGUGCUGAGGCAAACAAGAACGGGCAAGCAGAUCCUCAUACUGCAGAUGGAGCAGAGCAGUCUGCUGUGACUGACAGCUCUGAGCCCCCAGCCACCGACGAUGAGCAGAGAAAGCCAGAGGUCUGUCCAGAAGUACUUGCUGAGGAGUACCUCUCAAGGGACAAAUAUGAUGGGUCUCGAAACAAUGGUCCAUUCACAAAGUCCCUUCAAAAGGCAGAGGCUCUGUUUCGGAUCCGCUUUAACCCCAGCCUUAAGUGGCUCCUGAGACAAAAGAGUGAAGAUAGCUGCUGGGACUAUGAAAACGAAGAUAACUUUGUGGCAUGCCAGAAUCUCACGUCCCGCUCUUCGAUGCGCCUCCAACGCCUUGAGCAAAAUUUGCUGAGCCUUAGUUCUCAAUGCCGUGUACUUCGUGGGUUGGGAGGCUGCUUGCGAGGAUGCAUUACGGGACUCUCGACUUCAACUGAGGCAGACUUUUACCACCAUCCUCAGGCAGCAGACUUCAGCCAGCACUAUGGACAGCUUCAGCAGCUUCUAGAACAACGGGCCCAACUCCUCUUCCUCCAUGAGUACGGCCGCCGGUGUCGCGUUGCCAGCUGCUUUGUGACACGGCUGGGUGAUGUUCUGGAGAAAGCUCGUCUCUUGCUGGCUGGAGAUCAAGCUGUAGAGCAGCCCAGCUCUCCCUGGAACCUGGGCCUUCGAGCUAUGUGUGAGGAAUUACAGCUUCAUGUAAGCCAUUGGGACCUUCUAUGUGCCAGAGCACGCUCUGACCCCUCCUUGCGACCUGUUCUUUACAGUCGCACAGAAAUGCUAGGCUCCAUGCGGAGAGCCCUGUGGUUGCUGGGACUUCAGGCCGUCCUGCUGAUUGAGCAGUGCAUCCACACAACCCUCUUAGCCCUGGCGGCCGCCCAGCUGGGGCGCGUACCCAGAGAUGCCUUAGAGGACUUGCUGGCUGCUGUAGAACUCUAUAACCAUAUUGUGGGAUACCAAAGGUCCCAGCAAAGAGCUGCAGCCUGGAGCUCACAGAUGUUGUUCCGUGCUGACUGGUCUCAAAUCAGGUCAUGCUUGCCCAGGAAAAGUUCCAGACCUGCCCCAUUCCCCGUGGUCCAGCUGAUGACCAUUCUGGCCCAGAGACGAGCGCAGAUUGCAGCACAGCAGCUUUAUGACUGGACCGGUCAACAGACUGACCUUAUUUCUCUUGCAGGGCAACCCAGCACUGAGUGGACACACUUGGGACCCCCUGAUGCCCUUACUCCUACUCCUAUAGCUGAGAGUUCACCUGACAUGAUUCCAGACCAGCCCUCAAAAAAGCCACUCCAUGGUUUCUGGUCCUCCAAUCUGCCCUUCUCCUUGUUUGUUCGUCGUGAUAGAGAGUAUCUAGAAAUCCUUUUUCAAGUCUUAGUGUCCUCAACAGACCUUUUAGCACCACACAUUCCCAAAAGGCCUCCGUUGGACAGAGUUGACACUACAGAAGGUGCGUUGGAGAGGAACCUUAGAGCCAGUGAAGGAGAAGAGGAAAGACUUCUAAACAGACCCAGAUUGGCCUCCAGUAGGCAUAAGGCUAUUCAGUGGAUGGACCUGAGCAAAUCUGAUGCAUGUGUAGAGCUUUUCUCACAAUACAGGGACAUGCUGUGGAAGGAAUUUGAUAGAACUGUUAUCUAUUACUUUUAUUAUCAGUCUCACAACACCAUUCUGGGUGGAGUGAGCCAGUGGAAUUAUCAGAUGGUGUUCCUCUUGGUCAGAUGGCUAAAGCAUGCUUGUAAAGAAGAACUCAUUCCAGCAGAAUGCAAAGAGGUCUUGAAUAAAUUCUGCUCCCACCUUUUAUCUACUGCUGCCUUUAUGUGUUGGGAUAAAAUCAUGUGUGCCUCACUGGGUUUGGGGCUGAAUGACAAAUGUUUACCUAGACCUGUGCUGGAAAACUCUGCUGUGAGGACUAUCACCAUGGACUUAACACUGCAGCUGUUCCCUCCACUACUCUCUGUGCUUCAGCUACUCCAUAGUCCAGACACGGACUCAGGUGGAAAGCAAACCUCGAGCCAUCAUUUGGGGCUGUUGCAGAGGGCUGUAGCCACUGUCCAAUCCUCUACAUUCUGGGUUAUGAGUAAAGCCUACCAAUUUCUAGCCUCUUGGUCUCUCAAUAAGUUUCUGCUGGUCACACAAGGAGACCUUAAGGUUCUCAGGGCAACUGUGGAGAGCCUUUCCCAGCAGCUGGAAGCUGUGGGUGCAGGUGUUGAACAUCCUCUCAUUGUGCAGCACAGACUCCAGCUAACUCGGGCAGUCUCGCAGUUACAGGCCUUCUCUGAGCUUGUCCUGAGGAUCUUUUCAAUGGACUGCAAAAAAAUGUCAGUAGAGAUAUUUGAGCAAACAAUGCCAUCAGCAAAACACUGGAGAGUCAACUACAAAGCAGAAUUACCCAGCAGCCCAAGUGAUUAUGCAGCCUCUGCAGCUCAAAGUGUGAUUGGCCAAGUAUUAGAAGGAGUGCAGCCUCUACCAGAUGAGGCUCGUAUUCCCGCCCUGGCAGAGGCCAUGACUGCCUUUAUGGAGGCCUGGAUGGAGCACAUCCUCAAACAGAAAAUUAAGUUCAGUAUCCAGGGAGCUCUGCAGCUGAAGCAGGAUUUCGACCUGAUCCGAGACUUGAUUCGCUCUGAGGAGUACAGCCUCCCAGAGGAGCUACACCACAGACUCUUGUCUCUACGUGUCUUUCACCAAGUGGACAGUGCUAUAGUGUGCCUGCUACAGCAGCCCAUGGCCAAACCGUACGUUCUCUCUCGAGGAUGGGAUCCCUUCAGACGCUGCUGUCCAAAAAGAGGCCAGGUGGUGGACCAGGCAGCUGGUAGCCUCAAUAACCUGGAAACUAUGGACAUCCAGCCAGCAAGCCACCAGGCCUUGACCCAGGCGGAAGGCUCUGUGACCCCAGAGCUACUCUCCUCAGCUCCACCAGAGUCCUACUUGGCUGUGGCCCAACAGGAGUGGCUGGACCUGCGUAUCCACAGCGGCUCUCGCUGGAAAUUUCCUGGCUUGCAGUGCUUCACUAAAUCGGAGUCCUAAAUCCCAAAGCCUUUUGGAUUAGUAUUAAGUCGUCCAGCCAACGUUGGGGACGAGAAUGUGGAACUGAUGUUAACCUACUGUGAAAUUUACAUUGAACUAGAAAUGCCUGUAAAAGCACAUUUACGAACAUAAACAGCAUUUCUGUAUUAAUAUGACAGUUUCAGAAAACAUGUUGACCAUUUGAAUGUAAUAACUCUUAAUAACCAAAGUUAAAUUGUUGGAGAUUACAUAACUCUUACAAUAGCUCUUACUUGUAGCAUGAAGUACGCACAGUAAAUGAUUAAUUUUUUUAUUCUGCUAUUCAAACCAUGCACAAAAGGGGUGGUACAAAUAAACAACAAUGGGUACUACUAUAAUAGA